Messenger RNA from Molossus molossus (Pallas's mastiff bat), 3555 nucleotides. Its product is annotated as protein-arginine deiminase type-1-like. Gene Ontology annotation, cellular component: cytoplasm. The coding region runs from base 48 to 2060 and encodes 670 amino acids. The transcript is spliced from 16 exons. NCBI's taxonomy places the organism in Eukaryota, Metazoa, Chordata, Mammalia, Chiroptera, Molossidae. The record is from RefSeq and is a predicted model, not a curated record. Gene Ontology annotation, molecular function: protein-arginine deiminase activity; calcium ion binding.
CCUGGCUACGAGGUGCCCGGGGAGGACCUGGGGAGCCAGGGCACAGCAUGGCCCCACAGACUGCUGUGCGGCUGUCCCUGAAGAAGCCCACCUAUGCAGUGUGUGUGGUGGGAGUCAAGAUGUAUGUGGACAUUCGCAGCCACGUGCCCAAGGGCGCUGAGAGCUUCAGGGUCUCUGGGAGCUCCGGGGUAGAGCUCUUGGUCGUCUAUGGCCCAGCGCAGGCGACAGAGCCCGUAAGCAAGGACCCCUGGCCCCUGGACGCCAACGUGGAAGUGACCGUAUCCGUGAACGCAGCCAGUAAGGCCUUAAAUGAUCUCAAGGUGAAGGUCUCCUACUUCAGGCAGUAUGAGGACAGUGCCCUGGGCCACAGUGUGCUCUACCUCACUGGUGUCGAUAUCUCCCUCGAUGUUGACACGGGCCGCAAGGGGAAGGCUAAGCGGAGCCACGUCGACAAGAAAACCUGGCGCUGGGGCCCUGAGGGCCACGGGGCUGUCCUGCUGGUGAACUGUGACCGGGACAGUCUCGAGUCCAGGGGGCUUGACCUCGACGACAGCCAGCUGACGUCCCUGGAUGACCUGAAGGACAUGUCCCCAAUGGUGCUGACGUGUGAUGGCCCCAACGGACUCUUUGACAACCACAAGCUGGUCUUGCAUGUGCCGUUUUCUGAUUCCAAAAGAGUGGGUGUCUUCUGUGCUCGGGUGCUCACUCCGGUUCCCCUAGGUGGGAACUCCCUCUCAGACUACAAGCAGGUGCUGGGUCCCCAGCAUCUGUCCUACGAAGUUGAACGGCAGCCAGGGGAGCAGAAGAUCAGCUUCUACGUAGAGGGUCUCACCUUCCCCGAUGUUGAUUUCUCGGGGAUGGUCUCUCUCAGCGUCAGCCUGGUGGACACAGGGACCCUGCCCGAGGUGCCCAUCUUCACAGACACUGUGGCCUUCCGCAUGGCCCCCUGGAUCAUGACCCCCAACACCCAGCUCCCCCUGGAGCUGUAUGUGUGCAGUGUGGUUGACUCUCAUGGCUCAAAUGAGAAAUUUCUGGAGGACAUGUCUGACCUGGUGUCGAAAGCCAACUGCAAACUGAUCAUCUGCCCUUCGAUUGAAAAUCGAGGUGACCGCUGGAUCCAGGACGAGAUGGAAUUUGGCUAUGUGGAGGCACCUCACAAAUCCUUCCCGGUGGUUUUUGACUCCCCCCGAGACAGAGGCCUGACGGGCUUCGCCUACAAGAGGAUCCUGGGUCCUGAUUUUGGCUACGUAACCCGGAAAAUCCCAUUUCCUGGCGCCUCCGGCCUCGACUCCUUUGGCAACCUGGACGUCAGCCCACCAGUGACCGUGGGUGGCAAGAAGUACCCCCUGGGCCGGAUCCUCAUUGGCAGCAACUUCCCCAAGUCCGGCGGGCGGCGAAUGGCCAAGGUGGUGCGGGACUUCCUGAAGGCCCAGCAGGUGCAGGCGCCCGUGGAGCUCUACUCGGACUGGCUCUUCGUGGGCCACGUGGACGAGUUCCUGACUUUUGUGCCUACCUCGGACCAAAAGGGUUUCCGGCUGCUGCUGGCGAGCCCCAGCGUUUGCCUUAAACUGUUCCAGGAGAAGAAGGAGGAAGGGUACGGGGAGGCGGCCCAGUUUGAUGGGUUACAGCACCAGGUGAAGAGAAGCAUUAAUGAGAUGCUGGCGGACAAAAACCUCCAGCGGGACAGUCUCUUUGUACAGAAAUGCAUCGACUGGAACCGGGAGGUGCUGAAGCGGGAGCUGGGCCUGACGGAGCGGGACAUUGUGGACGUCCCGCAGCUCUUCCACCUGAAGGGCCUGUACGCGGAAGCCUUCUUCCCCAACAUGGUCAACAUGGUGGUCUUAGGCAAGCACCUGGGCAUCCCCAAGCCCUUCGGGCCCAUCAUCAACGGCCGCUGCUGCCUGGAGGAGAAGGUGCGGUCCCUGCUGGAGCCGCUGGGCCUCCACUGCACCUUCAUCGAUGACUACUUGUCCUACCACCGGCUGUUCGGGGAGAUCCACUGCGGGACCAACGUGCGCCGGCAGCCCUUCUCCUUCAAGUGGUGGCACAUGGUGCCCUGAGCCUGCUCCCGGCCUGCCGUUCUCUCUGCCCACCUGCCAGGAACCCCGCCAGAGUGAGACCGAGGAACCUCUACCUGCCCCCCGUCCCUCAGAGGAGCCCUGGGCUCACCUCCCAUGUGCCUGCGAAUGUGCUGGCCACCGCGGGCACUGGGACGCGGGCAUGGACACCGCACAAGAAGGGCCACCCCGGUCUUCCCUCUCCGUCUCUCCGCCCACCACUCCCAGAGGGUCUGGAGGUCAGCGGCUCUAGUGUGUUCAAGGAUGGCGGCGCGUGGCCUGGGCAGGCGCCCCGCUCUGAAUGGCUCCCCUCUGUCCUGACAGGUCCUUGGGGUUUGCACCAGGAAUGGGGCCCGGGGAGCCUGGGCUCUGGUGUGAGGGCCCUGGAUCUAGGCACCUGUGGCUCCAGUAAGGCCAGGAAGGGGGCCUGCGACCCUUCUGUCCUCCGCGCUGUGACCUCCCUCAGCCGAGUUUGCACGGGCAAAUACAGACGGGAACGCAGCUUCAGAGAGCCUGCUCUAAAAAGGAAAAAAGGCAACAGGACCCUUUAGUACCCGACUCUGUCCUCAGAGGGUGCUUAUUAUCUGUUCAGAAAGACUUUAAUUAUGAGUGCUGGUUGCUUUGGGCUCAAAAAGACUCCGAGGUCAGAGUGCGGCCUGGGAGGGCAUCAGAGGGAGGAGGGCCUGGCAGGAGGGGUGGCGCCGGAGGGCAGAGAAGGCUGGGGUGCAAGGGCAAAGGCCGGGGCCUGGCUUCUGCGUCCCAGGGCUCCUGGGCCUUGGACCUGGACUCUGGAUGUCAAGGCGGCUGGCUUUCCAGAUGUAGCAGGGAGGGGCCCAGAUGUGAGAGGAGGGCGGGGGGCCAUUAGGUUAUCUCUGAAGGUGGGGUUUAAUUUCCUUUAAUAGUGUCUAAUUAUUCCCCUUCCUUCUGCAGGCAGUGGGAGGGAAGGCUCGCCCGGGCUCUCUCAGCAACCCUGAGACCCGGCGCGUAGCUUGGGUCCCACCUGGGGGUAAACCCCCGUGACAGCCCUGUGUCCCCUCUGAUAGAAGGGAGAUGGAGCUGCCACCGGGGUUAACACACCAGCCCGGGUGAGGUCUCCAGGACAAGCCAGGCAGGCGGGCUUGGCCAGUGCAGGGUGAGAGGUGGCCCAGACAGGCAUGGGCAGCAGGGUCCCACUGCCUGGGGGCCCUCAGCCCCUGGGCCUUCACCUCGGGUUUCAGUGGCCCCUGGUGAGACCUAGAUCGAGUCUAAGAGCACCUAGUCGUCAGCCGCUUCCAUGGAAACCCAACUAGGAAACUAAUCAACGUGGAACUGCUCUGGUUUAAGGCGGCCCGGGCAGGGAACCCUCCCCUCCCCUCCACAAGGCUCUGUGGAGCCCCGUGUGCAAGCCCCCGGUCCAGCCUGCUCGCCGCCUGCUCAUAACCACGAAGAAACCUAGACUGAGCCGAGAAGAGAAGGGAGAUCACGGGUGAAGGGUGGUGGCCGGGGUCGGAACUCCCCA